Molecule: messenger RNA, 681 nt
Organism: Sciurus carolinensis (gray squirrel)
Lineage: Eukaryota; Metazoa; Chordata; Mammalia; Rodentia; Sciuridae
Product: testis-expressed protein 38-like
Exons: 2
Coding region: 1-681 (226 amino acids)
Source: RefSeq, a predicted model, not a curated record
AUGGGCCUGGUAACAAGUGUCAAUGGUGUGGAUCCUCAAAUGGCAAACCUGGGCCUUCCUGGCACCUGGGUCUCACUCUACUUUGGACUCAUGGGACUGUGUUGUGUAGUAACCGGCGGCUGCAUGGUAUUCAUUCACUGGAGGAAGAAGCUGUGGCGGGAGAGGCUUGCCCAGCAGUGGGUGGAAGUGAUGAAUGCUUCCACCUUCAAUUACAAUCCACUCUUGUACUGGAUCAAUACACAGAGACGCUAUGGUAUUGACGCAGCUAUCAAAAUAGGCCCUCCCACAGCUCUUACCAACAGUGAGAUGAAAGACCAUAAUCCAGAUUGUCUGUGGGAGUCAGACACCCCUGAAUCCAGGGGUUAUGGCCUCAGAGGCAGCAUCCCCACGGCAGAGACCCCUGAUGCUAUGCAAGCUGCUUUGGUGGUCUCAGGGCAGCCAGGAUCUGACCGGAUGCCACAGCGCCAGACCAGAUCCCCAUUCCCGAUUCCCAUCUUUCAGGAGAUACCCUUUGCCCCACCCCUCCACAAAAUGCCUCCGAUGCUGGAACACACUGUCUCCUGCCUGUUGGACAUCUAUCCUCCAAGGAAUGUCCACUCCCAUUCCCUUCUCACUCUGGGCCCACAAAGAACUGUUUCAAUGCCAAGCUUGGGCUUCAUAUCUGUAGCCUCCUCUUACUGA